CUCAUUAAUAACAACGUAAUCGUAGGCUUGGCAACGGUAACUAUGUACGUAACACCAAUACGACAGCAAAUUGAUUUAGAGAUUCCUACAUUUACGAAAAUGAGUCGUUCUUUUAAGAAUCCCGCUCUAAAAGAUCACAAAGAUAUGGAGCUGAAUGAAGAAUGGACGAACUUCAUGAAAAGAAUAGGAGAAGUUUCAGGUCUGGUAAAAGAUCUCGCCAGUGGUGAUAAGGACAAAGCAGACGCGGCCAAGAUUCUGGCUGAUCGAUAUCUAGAAGGCAAAGAUAUCAAUGUUGACGAUGUGAAAAUGACAGUCAAACAUGAUCGCACUGUGAUAAACCAGAAGGCUUUUAAAUCUCUCGAGAAAAAUGACACGGGUGAACUCGACAAGGAUGCAUGGAUGGCCGAAGUGAGCAAAGAUGCAGAACGGCGAGCGUUGGACCGGAAAAUUCGUCACGAAAAAGCUGAUACAUUAAAGACACAAGCAAUCAAAGCAUUCCGUCGGCAAGAAUACGAAAAGGCUCUGUCUUGCUACAACAAAGCUAUAGAACAGGUCAAAGACAAUCCAAUGUUUUACUGCGACAGAGCAUUGACGAACAUCAAACUUGGAAACUAUCAGAAGGUCUUUAAUGACUGUGAAUGGGCACUACGACUCAAUGAAAAGAGCUUUAAAGCUCGCUUGUACAAGGCAAAAGCGCACAAGGAGUUAGAAGAGUUUGACAAACUGGAAGAAUGUAAAAAAGAACUGUACGAAAUAUUCCCACAACAUGACGACCUCAUUAAAUAUUUUCUGAAUAAAGAGGAGGGAAUGUUUGAAGAUGAAUCACAGGAUAUAUAAUUUUGUGAUAAAUAUUUUUAAAUAUAUAUGUUGAUUUUCAUUCAAUACGCCAUCUGUUAAUAUCUCAUAGUAACCAAUAUACCAUUAUCGGAGAUAGUAACACGAUACACAUAUCCUUUACAUAUCUUGUAAUGAUUUUUUAAUAGAUAAGAUAUAGGAACAUGAUGAAAAUACUAUGUUUACUUUUAGGAAAUAUAUCCAUUAAUGCUUAUUGGGAAUUGACAACACGCGAAAACACAAAAUCAUGCGGUCUCACCCCGCCGCCCGCUAAAAC
Molecule: messenger RNA, 1111 nt
Organism: Pieris napi
Lineage: Eukaryota; Metazoa; Arthropoda; Insecta; Lepidoptera; Pieridae
Product: tetratricopeptide repeat protein 12
Exons: 3
Coding region: 43-837 (264 amino acids)
Molecular function (GO): protein binding
Source: RefSeq, a predicted model, not a curated record